AACAGUCUCAUUUGACCAAGGACCUCUUUGCAGACGUACGUUCCACAGCAGAGUGGCUACUACUGUGGUUUACUGCAAUCUAGAAAACCAGACAAGAUGGCAAAGUCUCUCCUCUUGUUGGCAUCAGUGCUGGUCUUCUGCAAUGUUGCCAUCCACAGCGCUUUUGCACCCAACCUGAUUGUAGACAUGGCUAAAAUUCUCCUGGACAACUACUGCUCCCCGGAGAAGCUGACUGGCAUGCAGGAGGCCAUCGACGCUGCGAGCAGCAAUACAGAGAUCCUCAGCAUCCCCGACCCCGACACUCUCGCCUCUGUCCUGACCGGUGGGGUCCAGAGUACCAUCAACGACCCCCGACUGGUUGUCUCCCAUGAGCCCAACUACGUCCCUGCGGUAGCCCCUGCCCUGCCACCCCUGCCCCCGGACCAGCUUAUCGGCGUGCUCCAGAGCUCCAUUAAGCUGGAGGUCCUGGAGGGCAACAUCGGCUACCUGAGGAUCGACCACAUCAUCGGGGAGGAGUUGGCCGACAAGAUCGGCACCCUCCUCCUGGAGCUGGUCUGGAAAAAGAUUCUGCCCACGUCCGCUCUGAUCUUUGACCUCCGCUACACAGGCAGCGGGGAUCUGUCGGGCAUCCCAUACAUUGUGUCUUAUUUCACCGAUGCCGAGCCUCUGAUUCACAUCGACAGCGUGUACGACCGUCCCUCCGACACCACCACCGAGAUGUGGUCCAUGCCCACACUGCUGGGCGAGAGGUACGGAACCAAGAAAUCCCUCAUCAUCCUGACUAGUGCACACACCAAGGGAAUUGCAGAGGACGUUGCCUACUGUCUGAAGAACCUCAAGAGGGCCACAAUCGUCGGGGAGAAAACCGCUGGCGGGUCCGUGAAAAUUGACAAGAUCAAGAUUGGGGACACAGACUUCUAUGUCACAGUGCCCUCGGCUAAGUCCAUUAACCCCAUCACAGGGAAGUCUUGGGAGGUCACCGGCGUGACGCCCGAUGUUGAGGUCGAUGCUGAAGAUGCCCUGGCCGCUGCCAUUAAGAUCAUUAACCUCCGUGCCGAGAUCCCUGCCAUUCUCGAGGCAACUGGCGCUCUGGUGGCCAACAACUACGCCUUUGAGAAUGUCGGAGCGGACGUUGCCGAGAAGCUAGCAGCAGCGAGCGGUGACUACAACUUAAUUUCUUCAAAGGUGGAUCUGGAGACAAAACUCUCCGCUGACCUCAUGACACUGUCUGGAGACAAGUGCCUGAAGACCACACACAACACCUCACCCCUGCCACCAAUGGUAAGAGAUUUUAUGUUGUAUUGUAUUUGUAGCCUAUGUAAUACAUUUAUCUAUAGAGAAUACUUUUAUGUGAAUCCAGAGAGAAACUUUUUUUUAAUGAAUAUUUGCCUGAAAUAAUUUUCUGUUAAUUUCAGUAGAAAUCUAGUAGAAUAACAUUGCAUAUUAAUUAGGGGGACAAUUUUGAGACAUUUAUGUUGAUUUCAGAACCCAUCUCCAGAGAUGUUCAUUGAGCUGAUCAAGGUCUCCUUCCACACGGAUCUGUUUGAGAACAACAUUGGCUAUCUGCGCUUUGACAUGUUUGGUAACUUCGAGGAGGUUCAGGCCAUUGCCCAGAUCAUCGUGGAGCAUGUGUGGAACAAAGUUGUUAACACUGAUGCUCUGAUUGUUGAUCUCAGGUACAGAUGUAGGAUCUUAAUUUGAUCACACUGUUGCAGAAGAACUUUCCUGCAAUGCAGGAAAUGUAAAACUAGUAGUGUAUUUGAGGUUUUAAAAGGCUUCUGAAGUUUGUAAUUUCCACUUUGAAUUUUCAGACUUGAUUUUCCCUUACGAAAAAUGUAUAAACCCUACAAAAAUGUCCAUUAACUAUAAUCCCCAUAAUAAUUCACAUUUACUGUUGCUGCAUGUUUAUUUUCCUGCUGUGGCAAACUGGCUCAAAUUAAGAUCCUACAUCUGUAAGACUUCUCUUUAUAGUGAAACUCAAAGCUCAAUUUACGAGCAUAGCAACUAGAGGAACAUAUUUAUGUUCACUAAGAUUAACAGAGUUAGCGAGUGGCUUACCAUUUAGUUGGGUUAAAUGGGGACAGUUGGACCAUAGGGAAAGGCUUCCAACAUGUUCAUCUUUUAUAUUGAAUGAGUUUGUAUAAUUGUUUUUGCAGGAACAACGUAGGCGGGCCUACCACUGCCAUUGCGGGCUUCUGCUCCUACUUCUUUGAUGCAGACAAGCAGGUCCUGCUGGACAAACUGUACGACAGACCGUCUGGCACCACUAAGGAGCUGUGGACUCUACCUGAGCUCACUGGUAAUAAACUCCCAAGUUUCAUAAUGUGCACUGUAUAAUGAGUUUUUUCGAUUUGGAUCAAGCAGAAUACAAUUGUGCGCUGUCAGCAGAUGAAAAUGACUCUCGUCUUCUCUCUCAGGUGCGAGGUACGGCACCAAGAAGAGCCUGAUCAUCUUGAUCAGCAGAACCACGGCCGGCGCCGCCGAGGAGUUCGUUUACAUCAUGAAGAAGCAUGGUCGGGCCAUGGUAGUGGGCGAGACCACCAACGGCGCCUCACACCCCCCUGAGACCUUCCGCGUGGGCGAGAGCAACGUGUUCCUGAGCAUCCCCACCACCCAUUCAGACACAGCCCAGGGCCCCGCCUGGGAGGGUGCCGGGGUCACCCCUCACAUCCCCGUGCCAGCCGACGCAGCCCUGGACACCGCCAAGGGCAUCCUCAACAAGCACUUCGCCGGCGCAAAGAAGUGAAGUCUCCGACCGAGGAUGUUGGCAGCCAAAGGGGUUUAAGAUGUUCUCAGAGGAGAGAAGUGUGUAGGGUACCGUUCAAUGUAAUUGACCAAAUCUAGGCAGCCAGCCUCUGCACCUAAACCUUCUUUCUGUAGCCUGUUGUAGUGUUCUCGUUUUGCAAGAAAAUGUGAGAGGUUCUGAACCAGAUUGUGGUUUGUUUUUACUUAUCGUUUUUACUUCUGAAAACUACUGUGAUUGUAGAAGGAUUAAAGAAAGAGUGAGUAAUUUUAAAUGGUAUACUGAAAUGUGACUCUUAAAGGAGUGGUUCAUAAACUAUGAUUGUGUUUGAGUUCCUGAUCCACUAGCCUUUGUGGCUAUGUUUUGUCAAAGCAGAUUCUAUCUUUGGCUGUCAAAAAUAAUGUGAAUUGUAAAUUGCGCGAGUACAUGAAAGCUGAAACUAGUUUAAAAAGCAGCAUUGAAUCAAAUGCUGAAAUAUUUGUAAUGACAUAUUUGCUUUUCCUAUGAUAUACUAAUAUAAUUUCAAAUGCCAUUGUUAGGACCUUUACAAACAAAUUGUCCUGUCCUUUGGGGGAGCACUCUUAAAUUUGAUGCAGGGUCUUUUUGCUGUGUAUGGGAAGAAGUGCAUACAUGGUGACUUGCCAUGUGAGGCAAUUUGGGUUGUAUCAAUUCCAAUGGCGGGACACAAUAAAGGCAAUGGAAACACAAUAAUACA
Molecule: messenger RNA, 3458 nt
Organism: Coregonus sp. 'balchen'
Lineage: Eukaryota; Metazoa; Chordata; Actinopteri; Salmoniformes; Salmonidae
Source: the annotation of a GenBank genome assembly